This is a messenger RNA of Strongylus vulgaris, 471 nucleotides long. The record is from the annotation of a GenBank genome assembly. NCBI's taxonomy places the organism in Eukaryota, Metazoa, Nematoda, Chromadorea, Rhabditida, Strongylidae.
UUGAUUCAGGUCAGGCUACGUUGUGGCAACUUCUCGGCCAAAGCCGUUGUGACCCCCGAGCUGAGGGAAAACUCUGGAAUACUAGUGACAUGGGAUCUGCUGUCGUCAGAUCCAGUUUGUUCGGAUCCCUCUCGUCUUCCUCGUUUUUCACAACUUCGCCUGCAUGACGUCUCCCUAAUUGCUAGUUGUGACAGUUGUCCAAGGUGUACGCUUCGACUACCUAUGCGCUAUGAAUGGCCUGUAGGUUCAUCGAUCAACACCAUAUACGUCGUGGGGCGGCAACCACCUUACAAUCGUAUUCAUACCGAUAUGGAUAUUCGAUAUGUGACUGUGGAUCGGAUGCCGCCGUCAUUACGCAAUUGUGAAAUUAUCGUCAAAGAACAUGCAAAACUUGAAAAGCUUCUCACAAUUUCGAGUGCCGCUAUGUUCUUCCUAAUAUUUAUAUCGCUCAAAUCAAUGGCUGCUUAUUGA